AACUCCACCCACGAGACGGUUACGCCAUCUCACGUUAUUUAGCGAACCAACUCCCACAGAUAAACAACGUUUCAUUCUCGGUAUCUCUUCAUAUCUUUCGCAAAAAAAUUAUUUUCGUGAUUUGUGUAUCUCGUCAAAUUGUUGCAGAAAAAGUUAAUUAUUCCAAGGAAUUUUACACCAGUAAUUAUUUUUCGAUCGCGGACAAUGUCCAUCCCAUUCAGCGAAGAGCAGCUGGCUCCCCUGAAGAUUUUCAUCGAGUACUGCAAGAAAGAUCCUCAGAUUCUUCAUGAGCCUCAGCUGGGUUUUGUGAAAGAAUUUAUCGAGUAUCUUGGUGGGAAAAUUCCAAAUGAGAAGGCAGCUGAGGAAACGGAGGACGCAGAUGAAGAGAGCGAUCUGGAGUUUGAUAUGACUGGAGUUAUUGAGCCGGACAGUGACACUCCUCAGCAGAUGGGCGACCUUUCUCUUGAACCAACCAGCGAACAAAUUGCUGAAGCUGAAUCGAUAUUUUCAUCAGCAGGCGAGGCUUUUUCUUCAAAGAACUACGAGAAAGCACUGGCUGGUUAUACAGAAGCAAUACUCCUUAAUCCUCAUCUAGCUCUCCUCUACGGAAAACGCGGACAAGUAUAUCUCCAAGUGAGCAAACCAAACGCUUGCAUUCGUGAUUGCAGCAGAGCAAUCGAAUUGAAUCCGGACAAUGCAGCAGCUCAUAAAUAUCGAGGACGUGCUUAUCAACUUUUGGGUAAAUGGGAAGAAGCCGCAUCUGAUCUUCGACUCGCGUGUCAAUUGGAUUUUAAUGAUCAGGCAGAUGAGUGGCUUCGUGAGGUUACACCCAACGCUCGUAAGAUUGAGGAGCACAAACGCAAGAAAGAGCGUAUGGCACGAGAAAAGAAAGAGAAAUCUCGUCAAGAAGGUGUGAAGAAGCAACGUGAGGCACCCAAGCCACGUGAAGCUGAUGCACGUCCAUCGCAGACUCAUGAGGGAGCAAAAAAGCCAGACUUGAGUGACUAUUAUGACCACCUCGAUGGGCCUGAAGUUCAGGCUGCACUCCAGGAUCAGGAAAUAUCAGCAGCAUUGGCCGACAUCCUAUCCAACCCAGUCAACAUUCUGAAGUACCAGGGGAAUCCAAAAAUAAUGACUUUUCUCGAGAAAGCAGCUUCGAAAAUUGCUGCUGCAACUGGUGCCGGUGAACAAACAGACCAGACAGGCAAGCCUACUACUGAUUCCUCGACGAAGCCAUCUGCACCGAGUGCCAAUGACGACGUCGGCCUUGAUUAAAGAUGUUUUCUACGCCACCCAAAAUCUCCUGUCUACGUUUCACUGGCGUUCAUUGCCAUAAGACCCUUUUGUUUCCCCUUUCAACAUCGUCUACACAUUUUUACCAGGAAAACCGCUGCUUAUGGCCACGAUAUUAUUAAAUAACUGACACUACUUUUAUAUGAAGAUGAAGAGAGAAGGCAAGACAUAAACUCUAACAUUUACCAUUAAUAAUAAUUUUUUUAGCAGAGACGAUCGAGGAAAGUGAAUAAAAAUAAACUAAAAUGUAUCUUCUACCAUAAAACAGAACAUAAUGUUGAGAAUAAAAUCAAUAAAAUAUUA
Diachasmimorpha longicaudata is the source of this 1596-nucleotide messenger RNA. RefSeq names its product putative protein FAM10A4. The transcript is spliced from 5 exons. The coding region runs from base 205 to 1275 and encodes 356 amino acids. Gene Ontology annotation, molecular function: protein dimerization activity; Hsp70 protein binding. The record is from RefSeq and is a predicted model, not a curated record. NCBI's taxonomy places the organism in Eukaryota, Metazoa, Arthropoda, Insecta, Hymenoptera, Braconidae.